AAUAAAGGAAAGGCUGCCAGAGUGGCUGCUCUCCCUUUCCUCUGAGGAGGCACCAAGGGCCUCGGAAGAAGGCCAGCACCCUGAGCUCAGGAGGAUGAAGGCGUCCAUGGUGCUGUCUCUCAUUGGGUACCUGGUGGUUCCAAGUGACACUGCGGUUCUGGGGCGCUGCGUGGUGGCUAAGAAGCUCCAUGAAGGAGGCCUGAGUGAUUUUGAGGGCUACAGCCUUGAAAACUGGGUGUGCCUGGCUUAUUUUGAGAGCAAGUUCAAUCCUAUGGCUGUCUAUGAAAACUCGCGCAGUGACUUCAUCGGCUAUGGCCUCUUUCAGAUCCGUAACCAUGACUGGUGUGACCACGGCAGGAACCGCUGCCACAUGUCUUGCUCUGCUUUACUGAAUCCAGAUUUAAAGAGGACAAUCGAAUGUGCCAAGAUAAUUGUAAAAGGAAAAAGAGGGAUGGGAGCAUGGCCCUCUUGGACUCUCAACUGCCAGCACUCUGACACUCUGGCACGGUGGCUGGACGGAUGCAAGCUGUAG
Capra hircus (goat) is the source of this 532-nucleotide messenger RNA. It is a transcript of the gene LYZL4, whose product is annotated as lysozyme like 4. The record is from RefSeq and is marked provisional. Gene Ontology annotation, biological process: fusion of sperm to egg plasma membrane involved in single fertilization. Gene Ontology annotation, cellular component: sperm flagellum; acrosomal vesicle. Gene Ontology annotation, molecular function: lysozyme activity. Lineage: Eukaryota; Metazoa; Chordata; Mammalia; Artiodactyla; Bovidae.